Daucus carota subsp. sativus is the source of this 1142-nucleotide messenger RNA. RefSeq names its product putative F-box protein At3g20705. Bases 81 to 1142 code for a protein of 353 amino acids. The record is from RefSeq and is a predicted model, not a curated record. Gene Ontology annotation, molecular function: protein binding. The transcript has a single exon. Lineage: Eukaryota; Viridiplantae; Streptophyta; Magnoliopsida; Apiales; Apiaceae.
AUAUAGCUUAUAUAAAGAAUUUACAUGUGUUACUGAUUUGAACAUACAGCUCUACGCAUACUCGCUUUCAAGUUUCAAACAUGUCUACUCUCCCUCAGGAAAUAAUUAUCGAAGAAAUACUGAAGCGACUUCCGGUUAAAUCACUUGUGAAACUUCAAGUGGUAUGUAAGUUAUGGAAUUCUCUGCUGCAUGACACUUGUUUCACCCAAUCACACUUCAAGCAGAGCAUCUCGCAAAAGCCUGAAAAUGAUUAUCUCAUAAUUAAUGAUAACAAGUAUGGUGGAGGAAGAUGUACUAAUGUUCUAUCGAUUCUCUCCCGCAAUAAUUUCUCCGAAACUUGCAUCGACAAAGUGCCUUACUCGGCAUCUAAAUCUAGUAAUAAUGAUAUUAACUUGAUUGGUUCGAUCAACGGAUUAGUUUGCUUGACUUGUUUUUCCGGUUAUCGCUGUCGAUUUAUGCUAUGGAACCCCGCGAUUCAUCGAUCUAAGAAGAUACUACUGCCUAAAUAUUAUGGCCGUGCUUUGCGAAAUUGCGUAUGUGGAUUUGGGUGGGAUUCCAUAACGAAUGAUUAUAUAGUGAUGAUUAAAGUUGAGAAUUCAGGGGAAGUUGCUGUGUACUCUUGUAAAACAGAUUGUUGGAGUUACAAGCCAGUCGAUUCUGAUGUUUUUCGCUCUGAUAUUUUUCAAUUCCCGAGUGUUGUUGUCAAAGGCGUUCCUUACUGGAAGGAUUGUUAUGGUACGAAGAUUGUCAAGUUCGAUGUUAGAACUAAUAGGUUCACGUCCUUCAUAAAUAGUACUAAUCCGCUCGGCCCAUAUUACACUCUUGUGAAUAUCUAUGAUUCCCUUGCACGAAUAAGGUAUUCAUAUUUUACCGAAGUGCAUCUUUAUGAUGAGGAACGUGGUGUUUGGAGUAAGAUGUACGGAUUAAAGAAUGUCAUUACAAGAAGUAUUAUGACUCCGAUGUGUUUUAAGUAUGGUGGCGAGAUUGUGUAUCCUGAUAAGGACAAUGUCAAUUGCUAUGAUCCCAAGUCGGAUGAAAUCAAGGUCCUGCUCCACUGCAAAAAAGAGUAUACCCAGGGCUUUAGCUACACCCCUAGCUUACUCAGCCUCGAUGGAAUGAGCUCCGCUUCACACUGGAUUUAA